Cimex lectularius (bed bug) is the source of this 2080-nucleotide messenger RNA. RefSeq names its product chaoptin (gene ltl). NCBI's taxonomy places the organism in Eukaryota, Metazoa, Arthropoda, Insecta, Hemiptera, Cimicidae. The coding region runs from base 200 to 1903 and encodes 567 amino acids. The record is from RefSeq and is a predicted model, not a curated record. Gene Ontology annotation, cellular component: extracellular matrix. The transcript has 8 exons. Gene Ontology annotation, molecular function: protein binding.
AAUACUGAAAAGUAUUAGUUUAACGUUAAUAAAUAAAAGUGAUGAGAGAAUGUAUGGAAAAAUUUGUUCGGGCAAAUAAGGGGAAUAAUAAAGUGUUUCAGUGAUUGGUGAAGUGGGGGUCAAGUGUUAACUAACUACCUCGGACUCAGUAGCCCAAUACUAAAUAGGCUCAUGUAAGGACUGACCAAGCUAGACCAGCAUGGGUGUUGUAAAUAUUUUGCUUAAAUUUUGUACGAUUGCCAUCUUAAUCGAGUAUGGAUUCGGCUAUUCGCUUGGGAUAUCUAACAGUCUUCACUGUGCUGUACGGAAACAGAUAUCUCCUUGCACCUGCCUUGUCCAAGAGCCGAGCAACCGAAGGAGUACAAAAUCCAUCAUCACAGUGACAUGCGAGGGGAUGGUCAACUUUCAACAGGUCGUUACCGCUCUUACUAAAAAAUUCGAUAUCGACGUGGAUAUUUCUUUGAAAAUCAGCCAUUCCGUCUUGGAAGAUCUUCCUCAGUUAUCUUUUGAAAAACUAAAUCUCACCAUUCAUAUACUCAAACUCAAUUUUGACAAUUUAAGAUCACUUCCAGUGUCAGUUUUCUCAGGCCUUUCAAAGACAGAAUCUUUCAGUCUGGCUGACAACAACAUCCCGAUGAUUCCCGAGGCUAUCCUUAACACGAUGCCUAAAAUUAAAGUCCUGGACUUGAGCAGAGGGCAUAUUCUAAAUGUUUCAACAACAAACUUUCAAGCUUUGGAAUCAAUGCACACACUUGUCAUUAAUGAGAAUAACAUUGAACUAUUGGAGAAAGAUUGUUUUCCGAAAACCCUGAGGAAACUUUCGUUGACUUUUAACAAGAUCAAGCACCUCAACGGCACCCUGAGAGGGCUAUCUUACCUACAGUGGCUGCUAUUGAAUGACAACGAAAUUGAAGAUUUGGAAGGCCAGCUCCCACAGGUGAAUCCAAAUUUGAAGUUGAUCCUUCUAAACUUGGCGAACAAUAAGCUGCUCAAGCUGCCCCAGGAGUUGAGAAAUUUUCUCCAUCUUGAAAACUUGUACUUGGAAUACAACAAGCUUGAAAGCCUUGACAGAGCACUUUCAAAAUCAAAGCAUCUUAAAUCGUUGGUCCUCUCUGCUAAUAAUAUAAGCAAACUGUAUAGCGAUGACUUUUUAGAACUGGAAUACCUUGAAGAGUUGCAGUUUGGAGAAAAUAACAUAGCCACCCUCAAUAAUUGUCUACUUCCCCUCAAAUCCCUCAAACAUCUAAACUUGAGCCAUAACAACAUUCAAGAAUUUACAUUGCAAGAUAUCCGAGGUCUUACGAAGCUCAACUUGGUCGAUUUAUCAAACAACAAAAUACACGUCCUUUCGGGACGAAUGGAGAACCUAGUAGAACUCGAGACAAGAGUUUACGAGUUGCGUUUAGAUUACAAUAAGCUCCAAACACUCUCAGGCUCUCUCAUGGGCUUUAGUAGCCUUCAUCGUCUAAAUUUGAGCAACAACUACAUUGACAGAAUUCUCCCAGAUGAUCUGAUUGGCCUCGACGACUUGCAGAUUUUGGACAUUUCACACAACAACCUCACAACUCUUGAAGAAACAUCAAAGACUGUACUUCCAUCACUAGAAGAGUUGAUCGCAUCGUACAAUUCAGUGACAAGACUUGAGAAAGACUUUUACGGCUUGCCUAGACUCUGUUGGGCCGACUUAUCGCACAAUCAGAUCACUUACAUCAGUAAAUCCCUCGUCGAUAACACACAGUGUAAGCUGUACGAGGUCCCGAGCAUUCUUCGAAUAUAUCUGCAUGGAAACCCAAGUCUUUGCGAGCCAGAAGUUGUGGCAAAUAUUAUAGAUUUGGAAUCAAAGAACAACACAAAAAUCCAUGGUCGAAACGAGUGUCCUCCUCAAGAGAAAGGCCGCCAUUAAAAAAAACAAUAAAUAAAUAAUAAAAGUAUAAUCCAUAAAAUUAUAGAAGAGCUGUGAAGUUAACAAAAGCUGUACAGUACUAAAAAAUUACGAUUAUGUGAUAACUUUUAUUCAGAGAAUAAUCACAUAGACUGUAAUUACAAUCCACCCAUGAUAAAAAAAAAUUAACAAUUUUCU